AUGCUCUCUUCUUUUGUGCGAGGUGUUCACUUAAGCGACAAGCUGCUGGCAUCCCCCGUGAAGUGGUCGUGCGCGCGCCCUAGGAAAGCGUGUCUGAGGACUUGGGUAUGUGUCAAGUUAGGGCCAGGGUUGAGCCGCAACGAAUCGGUCUUGUCCCCUGGGGUCGCGUUUGAGAAUGUGAAGAGAAGGAUCUGGACGUCAGAAGGGCCCCUCGGAGCAGGUAGAUCUGAAAACAGCAACACACAGGUGUCAGUGCCAAGAAGCCAGAAAGGAGGAGCAUCCUUGUCAGCUGCUCAGAAAGUGAAAGAAGCUGGAAGAGAUUUCACAUAUUUAAUUGUGGUGGUUGUCGGGAUCGGCGUUACAGGUGGUUUAUUCUAUGUGAUCUUUAAAGAGUUGUUCUCUUCCUCCAGUCCCAGUAAGAUCUAUGGAGAUGCUUUAGAGAAAUGCAGAGCUCACCCUGAGGUAAUAGGUGUUUUUGGUGAACCUAUAAAAGGUUAUGGUGAAGCGACACGCCGUGGAAGAAGACAGCUUGUCAGUCACAUUGAGUACGUAAAAGAUGGACUGAAAUAUAUGCGCCUGAAGUUCUACAUUGAAGGAUCAGAGAAAGGAAGACAAGGGACAGUUCAUCUGGAAGUGAAAGAGAACCCUGAAAGUGGAAAAUAUGAAUACCGUUACAUAUUUGUGGAUAUUGAUGUCUACCCUAAGAGAACUAUAAUCGUUGAAGACAAUAGAUAAGGAAACAAUUGGAAGAACCCUUCAUUAUUGUGACCCUUCUUCCCUACUACAAUAAGCUUAAUAAGUUA
Euleptes europaea (tarantolino) is the source of this 803-nucleotide messenger RNA. It is a transcript of the gene TIMM21, whose product is annotated as translocase of inner mitochondrial membrane 21. The coding region runs from base 1 to 735 and encodes 244 amino acids. Gene Ontology annotation, biological process: protein import into mitochondrial matrix. Lineage: Eukaryota; Metazoa; Chordata; Lepidosauria; Squamata; Sphaerodactylidae. Gene Ontology annotation, cellular component: TIM23 mitochondrial import inner membrane translocase complex. The transcript has 6 exons. The record is from RefSeq and is a predicted model, not a curated record.